Molecule: messenger RNA, 1407 nt
Organism: Rotaria sp. Silwood1
Lineage: Eukaryota; Metazoa; Rotifera; Eurotatoria; Philodinida; Philodinidae
Source: the annotation of a GenBank genome assembly
AUGGCACCACAUACGGGAUAUUCGUGUGUCGGCUGUGGUUGCAAUCCUAUUAAAGAUUUUCGAUAUGGCACGGACAUAGGUGCAACCACUAUCAGUGUCGUUGGUACUGUACUUGGCAUUGUCGGUUUAUUCACGCCACUCGCUCCUGUUGCUGCUGCGACACUAAUAGCUACAACUGUCGCAGCGGGAACCUACGGUGCUAAACGCAGUACAAAUGCACUUGUUGAUCGUACUACACAUGGUCAAUCUAUCAAUCCUUUUACUAAUAAAGAUUCAUUUUUCUGUUGGCUUGGUCUUGUUGGUGCCAUUGUUUCUCUUGGUGCGACAACGGCAACAAGUGUUGUGUCAUCAAUGGCAGCACGUGGAACACAUGUUGGUCAAUUUGCACGUAUUGCAGCAACAACUGCUAUUUUUGGCAGUGUAGGAGUCAAUAGCGUAAGCAUAAUAGCCGGUUUUGCUGCUGCUGCAUGUGAAAUAAAAGCAUGGCAGUUGUAUAAUGCUGCAGAAGAUAAUCUGGCAGCUAAUCCAAAUAUGCCUGAUGGACAAUAUUUGAAAGAAGUGAAUCAAGGAAGAGAUAUGAUGAGGAUAGCAUCUGAUGUUAGAGGUGAACAUAUGACUUCAGCAGACACUUUGAAACAACAAACAGCUGUAAAAGCUCAAAAUUCAUUGAAUCAGAAAACGCCAUUACAAACUUUAAGUGCAGUGAAACAAAGUGCGCCUGGACAAACUCCAAGUUCAUUAAAUCAAAUUUCAGCCACAGUCAGUCAAGGACUGAGAGCUCAAGAGGACCAAAACAUUUACAAUUCAGUUAAGUUUCGUAGUGAUCAACAACAAAAGAAGAAACAAAAAAUUAGAGAACAACACGAUUCAAACCCAGACGAAAGUGACGAUGAAGAUUGUAUCUGUCGAAGUGUUACCAUAAAGGUUUUAUAUGUUAAUAUGUGUAGCGUGAAGCCGAAUAAAACACAUCGAGCGAUACCUAAUAAAAUCCAACGAUUAAGAAAUCUUAUAUUAAUGCAUCAACCUCACAUCAUUGCUAUUGUUGAAUCAUGGCUGAACACUGACGAUGAUAAUGAACAGAUACUUUCCUACUUGAACUUAGCUGAAUAUAGAGUUUUUCGACAAGAUCGAGGAGAUGGUCAUCAUCCAGGUAAUGCUUAUGGCCAUACAACGACUGGUCUAGAAGACCGACGUGGUGGUGGUAUCUUAGUACUCUGGAAAAAGCCCGAUGAUUUCAAUGUAGAUUUCAACAGACAACCAGCUGAAGACUAUGCGGAUAAUGCUGUAAAUUUUGAUCUUGAUUAUAAAUUUCAAUGUGCAUAUUGUUCUAAUGGACAGCCAGUAAAGAAAUAUGGAUUUACUGUAGCUUACAGACGACCAGGACCAUUUGCGGAUCAAGGCAAGUAA